UCUGCAAAUAUUUCACAAUAAACGUUUUGUUAGGAAAUGAAAUGCUAGAAGAUGUUUAAUUUAAAACAUACAGAAAGUUUUCAGUUUGUAUUAACGGUGCUGUGUUUGGAAAGGUGGUGAAUACCUGACUAGUGACUUACACAUUCACCUCCAGUGGUUGCAUAUCUUUCCCACAUAAUGCUGUAAUAAAACUUUACCAGGAACUACAUCAGGAACUACUGAGAGCCUACAGAAUCAGGCCAGACAUUAUAAAACUCUACAGGAGAUGUACAAGACCAAGGCCAGGCCCAACAAGAAGGAUGUUUCCCAGCUCAUGGACCUUGAAUUCCAAGCAAGACGGGCCUUCAUUGACUCUGAUGCCAUUAAGGAGCAGGACCGGCCUUCCAAGAUACUUCAAGCUUAUCCCUGCUUCAGAGAACUAGAUCAUAUCAUGGAUGAACUGCGUCGGAUUCUCGAUCUGCAUCGGAUUCUCGACUCUCACUUACCUGACCUGAUGACCCGCUGGGGGACCUUUUAUGAGAAGGCACAGUUUUAUGGAGUGUUCAAAAAGGUCAUGAAAGCCCCACAGCAGGACAAAGUGAAGCACUCACUUGCCAUGAUAAAGGCGUUACCUGGCAUGUUCCCAUCACCUGUGGCUCCACCCAAGAAGUUAGGACAUGCAAGUGAAGCUAUGUUUCAUGUUCUUGAGUCUAAAGAAGAUCCGAACACCUUUCUUCAGACGAGACCACUCUUCAGUCCUGUCGUGAUUGUCUGUGAAACCAAUUGCUUACUGGCCAUUGGAACCAUGCCUGUGGUGACCUUCCCAAAAGAGGACAUCUAUACUAGCGUGAUGUAUCUCAUGGCAUGUUAUUAUGCCUUUCACCUCACAUAUCCGAAGUGUAUUGCCACACUGCUCUCUGUGCUCCAGACAGAAGUCCUCUUGGAUGCCAUCCAUGACAAGGACAUGACUUCUUCAUAUAAAAAGGCUAUGGUUGAGUGGAAAAAGUUCAUUACUGAAUAGGGCUGCACGGCACUAUUUUUUCAUUUCUGGUUGCCAUAACAGAACUUUGUAUUGGCC
Molecule: messenger RNA, 1057 nt
Organism: Monopterus albus (swamp eel)
Lineage: Eukaryota; Metazoa; Chordata; Actinopteri; Synbranchiformes; Synbranchidae
Exons: 4
Coding region: 266-1000 (244 amino acids)
Source: RefSeq, a predicted model, not a curated record